AUGAGUCUCUCAUCCCGUGCGCUUUUAGCUUUAGCAGCCCUUUCUUCUCUAUCGCUCGCUAAGGAAGUCGGUUAUUUCGACUCAUCCUCAUGCGCCGAUCCCAAGGGCUUCGCAACGUGCUACGAGAAUGCAGACACCACAUACGCGAACUGCGUAAACAACAAUUGCGCUGGGGGAAGUGAAUCCUGCUACAACUCAUGCGGUGGAAGCACAUCCUGCAUGAACGAGCAGUGUCCUGGUCUGGGAAUCGACUGCAUCAACGCUUGUGAAUGCGAAAGGUCCGCUCUUCAGAUUGAUUGUGCAGGCCAGAGUUGCUGGAACCAGGUCUACUCUUGCGAGUAUCAAGCUACAACCCUGGACUACCUCAGCUUCUGUCUCAACCCAGACCGAGAUGGAUUACCGUACUGGCCGACACCGGAUGAUGCCCCUGAUUCCUGUUCCUGCAACACCGGUCAAAUCGAACAAAAAUUGUACCUGAUUACCAAUCAGAUGGAUACGUGCUCGAAUAACCAGACAAAUAUCGGUCAAGUGAUGACCGAUGUUGACGCGAUAAAUGAGUACGCCCAGGCAUGUAUCUGCUGUUCAUUCAGUGCUAUUAUCUCCGCUAUCUGGGGCACCUGCCCUGACACUCAACCCUCCCUAUUAGCUGCAGAUGAAUGGUUUGCUGGCCUUCUCAAUCCCGGCCACUGGGAAGACUGCGGACCUUACCUCGAGAACUAUGAUUGCGCUGGCGAUCUAGGCUUUGGUCGUGCCGACGCUGGUGGGAUUACCAAAUUCUACUCUCCCGGCAACCUGCCGACCAAUGGCACGAAAUCCUUGUAUAAUUUGGAUGGCGUCGUCUCUACCCCGGUCAGUGGUGAUGUUUUCACAUGGACCUUUGCAUCAUCGUUGGUGCACACUGUCACUGUAUCUUCGGCAGACGCUACUGCCACCGGCGCAAAGGCUAGUGGAGGGAGCGAUGCUACUGCAACUGGUACUGCAACGAGUACUGCGACUGGUACGGCAGAGAGUGAUGCAAAGCCUGGGGUGGGGUCUUCUUUGAGAGUUCCCUCCUGGACGAUCGCUGGCAUUGUUGGUAUCUUGAUUCUAUCGACUAUCUGA
Messenger RNA from Penicillium mononematosum, 1101 nucleotides. RefSeq lists its product as uncharacterized. NCBI's taxonomy places the organism in Eukaryota, Fungi, Ascomycota, Eurotiomycetes, Eurotiales, Aspergillaceae. The transcript is spliced from 3 exons. Bases 1 to 1101 code for a protein of 366 amino acids. The record is from RefSeq and is a predicted model, not a curated record.